UUAACACCAAAUUUCACCGCACUCUCAACGGAGACCUUUCUGUUUCUUCUGAAAUCUGAAUUUCGAGAGUAGGAGUAGGACUCGACUUGCCGCAGUUGUCUACAACUCCGCUUGCUCACAUUGAAGAAGUGCCCAUCUUUCUUUCGGGUUUGAUUUUUCACUCAACCCUUGCACUGCACUUCCAAAGCAACCCUCCAAUCCUUUCAAUUUCAUUUCUCCAUUGUUUUGUUUUAGCUGUUUGUUAUGGAGGACGGGGAUAACAUUCUGGAUGCCAUAUACGAGGAGGACAACUUAGAUGAUGAUGUUGACAUGGUUGAUGUUGAAGAAGGAGAGUUGGUGGAGCCUGAUUCCCAAAAUGUUUUGGGACAAAGCAGUGCCGGAGAUAUCAAUGAAGCAAAUCAAGAACCUCUCAGUAAGAACCAAAAACGUAGAGCUAAUAAGAAGAAGAAUAAGAAGAAGAGGAAGGGUUCAGGAUCUAAUGCCAUGGACAUAAACAGAUUUGUGUUAGAUACGUGUCGACGGCUCAAAGAGAAAAAGUCAUACAUGGUAUACACUGCUGUGGGUUGCCUUGGUGUCUCUGCAUUAAGCGAUCUCGUCAAUGAGGUGGAUGCAAUACAGGCUUGUGGAGGCCAGAAAACUGCUGAUGGUAGACGAUUCCGGACUGGGGGUGGAAUAUUGUGGAGCAUCUUAAAAGUCAGGGAACCAAAGGUCUUCAAAGAGAUAAUGAAAAAAGCAAAGGAGUUUGAGAAACAAUUCAGGCAGCCUACUGUGAUGCAACGACCCGCGUCAAAGAAAGAGGAUUCUUCUCAAGGAGUACCCUUUUCAUUUUCUGGCAGGGAUCUGGGCAAUGUUUCGGACAGCGAUAUUCUUGCAUCCCAGAUGCAAAAUCAACAUCAGCCGGCAACUUCUGAAGAAAAGCCUAUGUCUGUUCAUGAUAGGUUAAGGAUACCCGUAUCAUAUGAUGAUGAUCUGCUUGGAGAGAAUCCAGUCAAUGAUACAACCUGAAUCUGGUAGUACAGUCACAGUGGCCACUUGGCAAGAUUUUCUUCCCUUUUAGAUGGAGAUCCACCGAUACAUCUCCCUCAUUCCCCUCUGGGACUAGGGCUAUACUACAUUCUCGUUUCUUCUGUUCCAUUUUGCUCUCCGUCCCUCUAGUUUUUCUUUUUUCGCUGUGUUAAACGAGUUCACGGAUGGAGCAGUGGUUCCAUUUUGAUUUUUUGUUCCCGAAGGAAAUUUGACAUUUAUCUUAAAAAAUAGAGGUCUUUAUUUACUUUGCCUCA
Molecule: messenger RNA, 1280 nt
Organism: Glycine soja
Lineage: Eukaryota; Viridiplantae; Streptophyta; Magnoliopsida; Fabales; Fabaceae
Exons: 5
Coding region: 244-1005 (253 amino acids)
Biological process (GO): snRNA export from nucleus
Source: RefSeq, a predicted model, not a curated record